Mercurialis annua (annual mercury) is the source of this 2341-nucleotide messenger RNA. RefSeq lists its product as uncharacterized. Bases 173 to 2173 code for a protein of 666 amino acids. Lineage: Eukaryota; Viridiplantae; Streptophyta; Magnoliopsida; Malpighiales; Euphorbiaceae. The transcript is spliced from 10 exons. The record is from RefSeq and is a predicted model, not a curated record.
UUGUCCGAAACGUAGACCUUUUAUUUCUUCUUCUCUAACGGCUACUUUUACUGAACACAGAAUUUAAAAAAUCUCAUCUAUUUUCUUCUGAGCAAACACUUAACAAUUUAACAACAACUCUCUCUCUCUCUCUCUAAACUCUCUCCAAACCCGCUCUCCGACUCGCUACGCAAUGGACGAACCAGAAAUUUUACGAAUCAACAUUGAAGAAGAAGAAGAGUUUUAUGAAACUAUAGAGGCUCCGAAAUUUGUGGACCUCGCUGCACCGGAACCCGACCGCCAUGGAGAUGACCGUUACUGGUUCUGCUCUAGAGUUGGAUGUGACCAAAAACAUGAAGAAGAAAUGGAUUCUGAAGAAAUCUACAAAAACUUUGUUCUCCGGGUUAUGGCAGCAAGAAGUCCGAAUAUUCGUCUUAGAAGAGCACUCUACAGAAAGGACUCAUGGACUACUGGACUGAAAUGCCCAAGGACGGUUCCUGCGAAACUAUCAAAGUCUAGAAUUCCAAGACUUGCUUUGAUUUCUUCAAUAUCUAAGAGGAUUGGUGAUCCUAAAGUAAAAGUGAAGCCUAUUUCGAAACAGAAUUUGACUCCGAAUACGAAGAAAAAUGAGCAGCAGCUUUCUGUUACUACUACUACUUCUAAGACGAAAAAGCAGCUGUCGAAUUCUGAUGUGUUUCGAAGUGUUAGGAAUCCGAAAACGACAGCUUCUGCAGUGCCAAAGAAUAGAGUCGUAGCAAAGACUUUGGUCUUUAGUUCGCCGAAGAAGUUGGGGAAAACAAAGAGUUCUUUGGAAUCGAAAACGCCUUCAAAGACCUUAUGUGCUGAGAUGAAGAAGCUUGAGAUCACUAGUCUAAAGAAGCAAGUAUUGGGAUGUAACAACAAACCAUUGCCUUCGGAUAAUUGUCGAAAACAACUAAGAGGACGAGAGGUUAAAAGCAGAGUGUUUGAUGGAAUACUCACUCAAAACCAUAAGAAAAUUAUUAAGGAAAAGAAGUUACAGCAGAAUCAUGAUGUGGAGACUCAUGAAAGGGUUGAAAAUGAUUUCAUUAACACGGAUAUUGAGGAGAAAGUCGGAAAUGGUACUAAGAGAGACGACGGAAACUCACUUGAAGAACAUAUUGCAGUUACAGAAACCUCAAAAUCUUCAUCGGAUGAGAAUGGAAAGGAAGCUUCUUCAGACGGCGAUGAUCCGAAAAUUCAAGCUUCGGAGGAAAUUACGGAGAGAAAUAACAAUCAGGAUGCAAUAAUUUCUGAUGACAAGGAAAAUAUCAGUGAAGUUAUGGAGAAUGAUGAUAAAGAAAAUGCUUCAGCCUCUAAUGAAAACAGAAAAUUGGGCAGUAAAACUAAUGGUACAGAAGAUAAAAUUCCUGGCAAGAAUGAGACUUUGAAGGGCAAUAUAAAGACUGUUAAAGCGAAAAUUAAGCAAUCAAUAGAAAGCUCUACAGCUGCUGCACAAGUACUGCAGCUUAAAAAGUUUAAGCCUACAAAUCCAAAGCCAUUUCGAUUGAGAACUGAUGAAAGGGGAAUUCUUAAAGAAGCAAAUGUAGAGAAGAAAAUCUCAUCUGCGUUUCUCGGUGAAGUUGCAUCGGUCCCACGGAUGGUGGCUGGAGGAAAUUCACUGAAAAGGCGACAGAACGUGCUUCAGAGAAAUGACAAGUUCUUGGAACGAAAUGAGAAUCGUAAUGAUGCAAAUGAGAACGGAGAAAAGGAAAUGACGGAUCAGCUUCAAAAUAAGAUUUCCGAGUCAAAGAUAAUGAAAGAAAGAGUGAGACGGAAACCCCCUUCAACGACGCCUAUGAGACAUACAGUUUCGUCUCAGCAGAAACUUGUUGCUUCACAGCAGGAAUGCAGGCAGGGAAAAUCUGCUUUAAAACCGGGAGUCAGCUCGAAAGGAACGAAACCGCCAUCAAUGCAGCGAUUAGCAAGAACACGAGAGGCAGCAUCGAGUAAAACGACUUGCAUCACGCAACUCGGAACAAUAAUCGAAAACUCCUUGGCGGUUUUAGGAACUAAAGAAGAAGCUGCAAAACCAAGUGAAGGUGGUGAUUCUACUACUUGUCCUGUUUCCAAUCAUUCAUUACAAGGAAAAAGGCUCAAUACCAUUCCGAAGGAACCAAACUUUCAUGCUAUUCAUACACCAAAAAGCUGCACAAGAAGAGUGGCUCAAGUAUAAUUUUACCUAAGAAGAGUGGUUUUUUGUUGUUGUUGUUGUUGUUGUUGUUGUUGUUGUUGUUGUUGUUGUGUGUUCAAUCGAUUCAUUGAAUUAAUUCCUCGAAAUUCCGAUACAUUCUUAAUUUCUUGCCAGAUAAGUAACUGCCAGUAUAUAUAGCAGCAUUCUUGA